AUGGACAAAGAGGCGGCUCGCCCGCGAUCGGCCGUCUUCCGCGUUGAAGGCAACGGUGUGGGUAAGGUCAGUAAACCUUCAACACAGGCGCCAACACUAUCGUCAAAUACAAAUAAGGACAUCAUGAUUGAAACCUUAACCGCAGAAAAUGCUUCCGCUCAUGAGUUCUUGCACUGUGUCCAUAUGCUACGUUCCGAUGCGACAUCUGGAAUAUCAUCGGCCGAGGCAACGUUACGGAGGCAAUAUCACGGGUACAAUGAAUUUGAAGUGACAGAACAGGAACCAUUAUGGAAGAAAUACACUGAACAGUUCCAAAAUCCUCUGAUUCUCCUGCUGCUUGCCAGCGCCAUCGUAUCUCUUCUUAUGCGACAAUUUGACGACGCUAUUAGUAUUACUGUAGCUGUAGUUAUUGUAGUUACAGUAGGCUUUGUGCAGGAGUAUCGAUCUGAAAAAACUCUCGAGCAGCUGAAUAAACUGGUGCCACCUGCAUGCCACGUAGUACGUGAUGGCAAGGAACAUUCAUUACUGGCUCGCGAAUUGGUGCCAGGGGAUGUGGUCCUGUUGAACACGGGCGACCGAGUGCCGGCUGACGUUCGCCUUCUGGAAGCGUUUUCUCUUCAAAUCGAUGAAAGCUCAUUGACUGGAGAGACUGAACCCAAACACAAGGAAACGGGAGCGAUUGAAGCCUACGAUAGUGGUGGCCAUGUUGAUCAUAUGAUGAACAUUGCCUUCAUGGGCACCCUGGUUUGCAGUGGAAGAGGCAGGGGUUUGGUAAUCUCGACGGCAACGAACUCGCAGUUUGGCGAAGUGUUCCGGAUGAUGCAAGGCGAAGAGUCACCGAAGACGCCGUUACAAAAUAGUAUGGAUCAACUUGGAAAGCAGCUAUCAUUCUACUCGUUCGGUGUAAUUGCCCUUAUCUUUGUCAUAGGAUUACUGCAAGGACGUAAUGUGCUCGAUAUGUUUACAAUAGGUGUAAGUUUGGCAGUGGCUGCGAUUCCAGAGGGACUACCGAUAGUGGUAGCCGUUACUCUAGCCAUUGGUGUGAUGCGAAUGGCUAAACGGCGAGCUGUCGUGAAGAAGAUGCCAGCUGUGGAGACGUUAGGAUGUGUGACAGUAAUUUGUUCGGAUAAAACGGGUACACUCACAAAGAAUGAGAUGACAGCUACCUGCGUAGUCACUCCAGAAGGUCGACGUGCGGAGAUGCCGGCUGUGGAGACGUUAGGAUGUGUGACAGUGAUUUGUUCGGACAAAACGGGUACUCUAACGAAGAAUGAGAUGACAGCCACAUGUGUAGUCACUCCAGAAGGUCGACGUGCGGAGGUAACGGGCAUUGGAUACGUCGUCGAUGGCGGUACUUGUACCUAUGAAGGAGAAGUGGUGAGAGGCUUCAGUCAUCGUGAAUUUGCGAGCAUCAUUGAGGUCGGUGUAGUAUGUAAUAAUGCAGCCAUCGUUGCCGAUUCGGUCUUAGGACAACCCACAGAAGGAGCUCUUGUUGUACUGGCACAAAAGACUGGUCUGGAAAGAUGUCGUGAAAUUUAUAAACGUGUCCGAGAAAUCCCUUUCACUUCGGAAUCAAAGUGGAUGUCUGUACAGUGCGACCAUAAUGUCCGUCUAAAUCUUCGAACAACGGGACAGACGGUUUUCUUCGUAAAGGGAGCUCUGGAUCGUGUUAUGCAACUUUGUGAUUCGUACUUAUCAUCCGAUGGAAUGCGAAAGCCUCUUGAUGACUACGUUCGUCAAAGGAUAGCAGAUGGAGGACGUAAUCUAGGUGCAACUGGUCUCAGAGUUUUGGCAAUGGCUCGAGGCGAUUCUAUGCAGUCAUUGAUGUUGGUGGGGAUGGUUGGGAUGCUCGACCCGCCGCGACUAGGUGCAGCCGAUGCAAUUGCUAUGGUUCGAGCCAGCGGUGUCGAGGUGAAGCUAAUCACUGGGGAUUCGCAAGAGACAGCGCAGAGCAUAGGAUCGAUGUUGGGAUUAUACUGCUCACCUCAUGAUAGCUGUCUCUCCGGAUCUCAGAUCGACAGUAUGACCGAACAGGAGCUUGAACUCGUCAUUCGCCAAGUAUCAGUAUUCUACCGGGCAUCCCCUAGGCAUAAACUGAAAAUUGUGAAGGCUCUACAAGGAAUCGGAGAAGUUGUGGCAAUGACCGGUGAUGGAGUGAAUGACGCGGUUGCAUUGAAAAAGGCUGAUAUAGGAGUGGCGAUGGGAUUGGGAGGCACGGACGUCUGCAAAGAAGCGGCUGAUAUGAUUCUGUGUGAUGAUGACUUUUCUACCAUGACAGCGGCAAUUGAAGAAGGCAAAGCUAUCUACCACAACAUCACAAACUUUGUUCGAUUUCAGCUCAGCACGAGCGUAGCCGCUUUGUCCCUGAUAGCUGCUUCGACCAUGUUUCACUUCGAGAAUCCACUGAAUGCAAUGCAGAUCCUCUGGAUUAACAUAAUUAUGGAUGGGCCGCCAGCGCAAAGUUUGGGUGUGGAGCCGGUUGAUGAUGACAUUAUUCGUCAACCACCUCGAAAUGUCCGUCAGCCGAUGCUCAGCUUACGGCUAAUGAUCGAUAUUCUUUGUUCAGCUGCAAUCAUCGUGGUCGGAACACUUUUCAUAUUCUACAGAGAGAUGUCUAUCGAUAAUAAAAUAACCCCUCGAGACACUACGAUGACGUUCACAUGCUUUGUUCUUUUCGAUAUGUGGAAUGCAUUAAGCUGCCGAAGUUCGAGAAAGAUGAUAUGGCAGAUAGGAUUGCGAAGGAAUCGGAUGUUUUGCAUCGCAGUCAGUGCCUCACUCGUUUGUCAAUUGCUCGUCAUCUUUUGGUCUCCAUUGCAGCAUGUUUUCCAAACGGAAGCUCUCUCUGUUGUUGAUCUGCUAUUGUUAACGACCUUGACGUCAUCGGUAUUCAUAUUUAAUGAGACGAAAAAAUAUUUUGAUCUACGGCGAUCUACAAAAUUGCCUUCGACAACCAAAACUGACAAUGUUCUCUAA
Messenger RNA from Haemonchus placei, 2973 nucleotides. NCBI's taxonomy places the organism in Eukaryota, Metazoa, Nematoda, Chromadorea, Rhabditida, Trichostrongylidae. The record is from the annotation of a GenBank genome assembly.